Molecule: messenger RNA, 3017 nt
Organism: Hevea brasiliensis (rubber tree)
Lineage: Eukaryota; Viridiplantae; Streptophyta; Magnoliopsida; Malpighiales; Euphorbiaceae
Exons: 5
Coding region: 1587-2081 (164 amino acids)
Source: RefSeq, a predicted model, not a curated record
CCCCCAUUCUCUCUCUCGCUCUCUCCUCUUUCGCUUUGUGUGUAAAACCCAGAACCAGCAAUGGUGCACAAGCCAAGCAGAGCUUUGGUGUUGUACGGCGAUGGGUUGGCCUACUUCGUCCAUUCAUCUCAUGCCCAUAUCCACUCUCUCGCAUCCAAAGCUGCCUGCGGCUUCUUGAGCCUCCCCAGUGCCCCGCCCUCAGGUUUCACUCACUCUCAUCCAUCUUCAUUGCUCCUCGUUUAUUCCUUUAACUCAUUCUUCAAUUCACCAAAUGAAUUUCCCCAAUCUUAUGAUCUUUACAUGUAUAUGUAUAUAUUAGUAUGGUAGGCGUAAUGGGUACUAGCUUCACCAUUUUAGGUGAUGAUUACUACUCACAGCUUGGUAGAGUAUUUUAAUAUGAUAUUGUUUGAUUUUGAAGUCUUCUGUUCUUGAAUUGGGUUGCUUGUAUUGUUGGUUAGUAAAUUAAGCUUCUAUGGAUUUUUAUUAAUUUUCCAAUUGUGUUGGUGAGAUGAAAUGCAUGUUCAAUUUCCAUUACAUUUUUUUGGUGUAUAAUUCGCAUCAUCCAACCUUUUCAUUGGGUUCAAUUAUGAACAUAUGGGUUGCUGUACAUAAUCCAAUGCUUUAUUUAUUAUUCAAAAGCUCUGUGUAUUCUGUUGAAUUUGAACUAGUAUCGUGGCUUGAUGUAAUUGAUGCUUGCACUGAAACUUUAAAGUUUGCUUUCUUUCAUGUUUCUGGUUAUUUGGACUUAAUUGGAUUUAGAUUGCAGAAAGCGAGGAUGAGAGGAUAGUCAGGGAGAUUACAAAUCUGCUGUAUGCAUAUGAAGCUUGUCAAGACAUGGUAGGAUGUCUAAAUAUUUUUUGAAAUAAGACAGGGCCAUUUGUUGAUAACUUUUACUGAUAGUUAUUGUUCUUGAUUUUGUUAAGAGUGUUGAGAAGAGUACAUUGAUACCAACUGUGUAUCAGAGGUACUGGCUGUCUCAAUUUUUUUUUUUCUAGUCAAUUAGCAUACUUCAUAAUCUCACUUCAGGUUCAUGGGAACGAAGGCUGCUAUUAUCACAAAUAGUCCUUGCUUGAAACCUUUUGGCAGAAAACUUGGCUUCACUGUGUUGCAAUUCAGUGAUUUAAAUGGAAAUGAUAGUUCACUUUCUGGAACAUCAGUUGAUUGUGUGACCUCUGAGUUACUGAAGUUGCUUGGAUUUCAAGAGGGUGGGACUAUAGAGACGAGUCAAUUUGAUUUUGUACUUGUGCACAUUGGGGCUGGUGAAAGAGUGAAUAGUGAGAGAGGCAGUGAUGUUAUAAGUGAUGCAGAAUAUGUAAAUGCUUUGGUAGGUGGUGUAAUGAACACAGCACAACCUAGUUCAGAAAUUAGUUCCCGCCUGCACUUGUCUCUUGUAAUGAGCUAUGGAAAUGUCAGAGAGAUCGGUACCAAUUUAUUAGUUCUGGCUUCUAAAUGUGAAAUGAACUCUGACCUUUCGAUGCUUGCCCCUUGUCAAAGUUACACAAUGAAAGGAGAAAAGCCACGGACUGGUGUUAGGCACCAUUCUCCAAUGCUAAUUGCUCAGUGGCAGUAUGCUGUGACCCGCAUGGAUGCGGCAGACAUUUUCUUUUAUAGAUUUUAAAGAGCACGGUGGAAAUGGCAUGAUACCAGCUGACAGAUUUAUGCAUGAGGUCGCAUUCAAGGUUUGGAAGGACCCCCGAAUAUGGAGCAUAGGAUGUCAAUCUGCUAAGGAAAUUUGGGAUAAGCUUGAACUCACUUAUGAAGGAACUGAUGUCGUCAAAGAGUCCAAAGCAAACCUUCUUAUUCGAGAUUAUGAGCUAUUUGAAAUGAAGGCAGGAGAAUCAAUUGUGGAUAUGAGUACAAGGUUUGCCGAUCUUGUAAAUCUUCUCAAAGCACUUGGUAAAAAAUUUGAGGAAGCUGAACUUGUGAAGAAAAUUCUUAGAUCACUUUCAAAAUCUUGGGAAGCAAAAACAACAGUUAUCCAAGAUACCAAGGAUCUUAAAACAUUCACCUAUGAUGAACUCAUUGGAUCUCUCAUUGCACAUGAGAUGGUAUAUAAGAAAGAUGAAGUUGAAAAUGAGUAAAAGAAGAAAAAAAGCAUUGCUCUCAAGUCAAACAAGGAUGAAGAUAAGAAGAAAGGAGUUGCAUUCAAAGUUGACUCAAGUGACAACUCAAGUGCUUCAAGUGAUGAUGAUGAUGAAAUGGCUAUGCUUGCAAGAAAAUUCAAAAGAGCUUUCAAGAAGGGAGGAAGCAAAUACAAGAAAUUCUUGAAAAUGUAUACUCCCUAGGAUAAACAUUUCAGAGAUUCAAAAGAAGAAGUUGUAUGUUAUGAGUGUCACAAACCUGGACAUAUCAAGCUCAAAUGUCCAUUACUCAAAAAGAAGAAAGGAAAAGAAGAUAGAAGCAAGAAAGCUAUGAUAGUAGUUUGGAGUAACAGUGAAGAAUCUUCAAAUGAUGAAUCAAGUGACAAGGAGACUGCUCUUCUUUGUAUGAUGGCACUUGAAGAGAAAGUUGAGAGUUCACAAAAGGAAGAAGAAAGUGACAAUGAGGUAUGUUUCAAAGGGAUGAAGGAAAGUGAAAAAUGGUAUAUAGAUAGUGGUUGUUCAAAGCACAUGACUGGUGAAAAGGACAAGUUUUCAAAAAUCACAAUGAAAAAUGGAGGAUAUGUAAAAUUUGGAGAUAAAGGAAAAGGAAAAAUAAUUGGAAAUGGCACAAUUAGAACCAAACCUUGUAUUGAAGAUGUGUCGCUUGUUGGAGGAUUGAAAUACAACUUGCUAAGUGUAAGCCAACUUUGUGAUAAAGGUUUUGAGGUAAAGUUCACUUCUUCUCUAUGUACAAUCAAUAACUUAGAUAAUGACACAUUGUUCAUUGCCAAUAGAUCCAAUAAUGUUUACUUGCUUGACAUGAAUAAUUUUGAAAUAAAUCAUGGUACAUGUCUAGUAUCUUUUGAUAAUUCUAGUUAUUUGUGGCAUAGAAGACUAGGUCAUGCAAGCAUGCAUACACUCUCAAAAUUGUCUAAG